AUGACUAAGUUGCCAUUCCAGAUUCGGGUUUUUUUUUUAGUCAUACACAUGUAGUCUAUUUUAUAAGCCAACAAGAUGUUUCGCAAGUUUCCAAAAAACAAUUUGCCGUCUUUGUGGCAACAGCGGCUACGUCUCGUCCAAACGGUGUCUAAAGAAGCUGUCAAACAACCGGAAAAGUCCAAAAAAUUAGGUCCAGAUAGGCCUUCCAUCGUCGAUCCACCGAAGGGUUAUAGGCCCAAUUGCAAGACCAAAUUUGGGCCACUUGAUGACUGCGAUCGGAUCUUCCAGAAUCUUUAUGGACGCCACGAUUGGCGAUUGCAGGGAGCCUGUGAACGGGGCGAUUGGCAUCGAACCGGGGAUCUCCUGGAGCAGGGUCCCGACUGGAUAAUGGAGCAGGUGAGCAAGAGUGGACUGCGCGGACGUGGAGGAGCCGGCUUCUAUGCCGGACUCAAAUGGGAGUUCCUGCGGCAGACAAAGUCGGAAAAGGUGCCCAAGGUUGUCAUUGUGAACUGUGCCGAAGGAGAGCCGGGUACCUGCAAGGAUCGGGAAAUUCUGCGCCACGAGCCGCACAAACUGAUCGAGGGCAUGCUGCUGGUGGGAGUGGCCAUGGGAUGCUCCAGGGCCAUUGUAUACAUCCGCAAUCGUUUCUACAACGAGGCGUGUAACCUGCACUUUGCCUUGGCGGAGGCCUACCAUCAUGGCUUGGUGGGGGACAGUGCCUGCGGCUCAGGGAUCAAGUUCGAUGUGAUGAUCCAGCGGGGAGAUCGGUACUUGUGUGGCGAGGAAACGGCCCUGAUCAACUGUUUGAUGGGUGAACUGGGACGACCUCGUCGUCGUCCGCCCUUUCUCACCGAGAAGGGUUACUUCGGGCAUCCCUGCUUGGUGAUCAAUGCCGAGUCCAUUGCCGUGGUGCCCGCCAUUCUGCGAAGAGGUCCCGACUGGUGGGCAGGAUUGGGUCGCAGUUACAACACGGGCACCAAACUAUUCUGCCUCAGCGGUCAGGUCAACAAUCCCUGCACUGUGGAGGAGGAGAUGUCUAUACCCCUGAAGGAUUUGAUAGAACGACACGCUGGUGGAGUGAAGGGCGGUUGGGAUAAUCUGGCGGCCGUAUUCCCAGGUGGUCUGUCCACACCCCUGCUGGAUCCUCCAACGGCCGCUGAAGUUCUAAUGGAUUUCGAUUGCCUAGCGGCGGCGGGCAGUGGUCUGGGCUGUGGAUCUGUCAUUGUGAUGACCAAGGACAUUGAUCCUUUGGCUGUGAUGCUGCGUUCCAUUCAGUUCUUCGAGAAGCAGACCUGCAAACAGUGCACUUAUUGCCGGGAUGGUGCCAUAUGGCUACCGGAAAUGUUCGCCCGAUUCGUCAAGGGUCAGACACAUCCGCACGAGAUCGACUGGACACUGGCCAUAGCGGAUAAGAUCAGGAAUAGCAAACCCAUUUGCGCAUUGGCCUAUAGCCAAGUUAGCGUGGCCGAGAGUCUAGUGCGAAUGUUUAGCAACCAGAUAGAGCAAAGAAUCCUUAAAUAUGCUAAGAGAUCUUGAAUUUCCUAAAUUGUUUAGCUAUUUACUUAUU
Drosophila gunungcola (fruit fly) is the source of this 1567-nucleotide messenger RNA. RefSeq names its product NADH dehydrogenase [ubiquinone] flavoprotein 1, mitochondrial (gene ND-51L2). Bases 76 to 1536 code for a protein of 486 amino acids. Gene Ontology annotation, biological process: mitochondrial electron transport, NADH to ubiquinone. Gene Ontology annotation, molecular function: 4 iron, 4 sulfur cluster binding. NCBI's taxonomy places the organism in Eukaryota, Metazoa, Arthropoda, Insecta, Diptera, Drosophilidae. The record is from RefSeq and is a predicted model, not a curated record. The transcript has a single exon.